AUGAUAGGUGAGUUGUUCGUUCCCACUGGGGUAAGAGACACCGAAGGAACCCAUCCAUAUCUACCAUUCACCGCUAACGGGUCUUCCGGCCCUCUGUCAUACAUCGAAGACGACGACCCUCUGCCCGCCGAAGAUACGGACAGUACACCGACCCAGGGUACUAUCCUACCGUCGGGCGGUCACGACUCUGAAGACAGAGACAUCGACGAGGAUUGCGACGGUGUCCCAAGCAGAGAAGAUAUUUUACUAGCCAUUGAGGAAGCACUUCUCGACGAGGAGCCCCAGGACCCAAGUUUGGACUACACCUCCGGUCUCAUUGAGCCUACUACAACUCCCCCAGUGACGCUUCCAGGCUCUUCAGUCACUGAACAGGAACUAGAGGCAUCGUCUACGGUCACAUUGGAGCAAGCGGUUCAGGAUGCCGGAACAUCAUCGAUGGCCCCACCGGAGCGUCCAAUCACAAGCAUUUCGGACUCAAUUGUGAUGCCGCCUCCCCGUUAUCCGGCUUCUGGCAACCAGACUGGUAGCGACUUUGAAGUGGCGAAGAUUCGUCGCUGUACCCGAAAAAUGACACAGUUUCAUUUCAAUAUCGCUGUCUGGUGUAUUACCGCUGGGAUUUCACGAACGCAAUACAAGUCCUUCUGUGAAGCGAUCAAGUGCCUCGAAGCUAGUGCUGCGGAAGAGCCCUUGCCAAGGGAUCUUAGUGCCCUGAAGAGAACUAUGUACGGCCAGAUAAAUACACUAGAGAUGCUCUGCUGCAAGAUUCCCGUAAUCACGACAAAGCUGCCUACUUUAUCCGAGCAGGAUCGUAGACUCGCAGAGUCUGUCACGCGGACACUCUACCUGAUCAACCCGAUACCGAUGGUGAUCAGGCUUCUGCAGUCCCCGGCGUUUCGUAAGCUCAUGCACAAAGGGCUAGCGCGAUCUGUUCAAAGCCCGACAGAGCUUUGGGAAUCAGAUGCAUGGACUUCUUCAAUCCGAUCCACGUCUGGGAAAUUCGCAACCUACCCUGACGGCAAGCCAAUCUUUCCCUCUGAUAUUGUAUACUACCAGUGUAACGCUUCUUGUUGCCUCCAAUUCGGAGCACCUGGGCACAUAGGCCGAGUGUAUAGUGUCAGUGAAUGUCAAGCUAAGGAUUCAGAUAUGUGGAAAUGUGUUAUCCACAUUCAACCGGUAUUGCAGCGACAGGAAGUUCACGUGGAGGAUGAACGGACUAUUAUCGCAAGUGGGCCAGGUCUUGCACCCCAUGAGCUUAUCCUCCUCACUGACCGACGAUACACUAUCUCUCCAAGAAAGGUGCUCCGACAAGAGGAAUCUGUCUAUCUUGAUCGCCAAUUCGAGCUUGAGGAUGAUAUACUAGCAGAGAGGACAUCUGAACGUGCGGCAAAGUCUUCGGCGAAGUCAUCGGCAAAGGCUUCGGCAAAGUCUACUCUUCCGAAGGGACGUCAGCGCUUUGUGCUUAAGCACCCUGACUACAAAUUCACUAUCUGCCGGGCAAUCAAAUCGGAUAUGCAGGUCUAUGCCCUCAAAAAUACCAAUCCGAUCCGUGGCGAGCUUGAGAUUUGGCACUAUGGCCGAGAGCACCUUGUCGAGACCCUCUUUAGGCAGCGUUGUAUCUCGUUUCCAAUGCAGAUUUUCUGCGACGGAUUUCGGCUGAAGCGGACCAUUCAAGACUCUCUGAUGGGUAUUUACAUGAUUCCUUCAUUUAUCCCAGCCAAAGAACGGGAAAAACGGGCCAACCUCUUCACUCUCACACUGGGGCCGCAUGGCACGAACUACACUGACGUUACCCGUUGCCUUAUGAAUAUCAAUGAACUUGAACGCGGAAUCGAAGUCGACUGGGUCGACGGGAAGAAGAUGCGGGUUGUUGCAUUUUGUCUUUCAUACAUUGGGGAUAUGCCCCAGCAACAGCUUAAUGCAGGCUUCAAAGGUCCUACUGCCACAUAUAGCUGCCGCAAGUGCUUCGUGAGAGAUGACCAACGCGGCGACCUUGACUUCAACAUCGUGAAACAUGGUCGUUAUCAUUUUGAGUGUCUUGCUCAACGCAAGCAAGCUAUUGCCCACCGUAUUCGAGGUAACAAGACAGUCCAGAGAGAGUACCUCCAAAACACUGGAAUGCUCGAGCAAGCGUCACCAAUAUCUCGACUUUCACCGGAACUGGAUCUAGUCACCGGGUUUCCUUCUGACCCAGCUCACUCGGAGUACAAGGGUCUCUCUUAUCUCGUUCAAAAACUACUCAUAGAGGAUAUUUUGUCGCCAGUAGGGCGUGAGGAGUUUGCAGCUGCGCUUUACAGAUUUCCCACUCCGCCAGGCUGGACCCGGCUACAAUCUCCACUACACCAUCUCGAGAGUUAUCAAAUUCAAGAACACGCGAGAGCCUCUAUCAUCUUUCCCCUCUUACUGCGUCAGCGUAUCAAGAAGAAAUGGAUCAAAGAUAGCGUCUACGAAUCGAUUCGGCGGACGUUCGGAGUCGUCCAAUACCAACCGGAGGAGCGUGUCGUUACAGUGUUUGCAGCGAUUGCUAAGAGUAAUUCUCUCUUGGCAUAUCAUACAAUACCCGAGGAAGAUCGACAGUCAUUUAACAAGAUUAUAACGGAUGCCCGGUCAGCAUUUCAAAGCCUAUGCACUGCGGUUAUCAAGGCAUCACGAGGGCCCCGAAGAUCAAGAAACUCCUCACGGGCGGCCAGGAGUAGUAGCACCUCGAGGGAACGAUCACCCACAGCCCAGACCGAUGAUCCAGGGACUACACAGAAGGCUGACUUUUGGGGGCUUGCUAUGAAAAGACCGAACGUGCACACUGCUCUUCAUUAUUCCCUCGAUGCGUCAAUGUACGCUACACCAUGGAACAGUAAUGUUCUUGCAGGAGAAGACAAGCACAGGUAA
Penicillium bovifimosum is the source of this 2883-nucleotide messenger RNA. RefSeq lists its product as uncharacterized. The record is from RefSeq and is a predicted model, not a curated record. The transcript has 3 exons. The coding region runs from base 1 to 2883 and encodes 960 amino acids. NCBI's taxonomy places the organism in Eukaryota, Fungi, Ascomycota, Eurotiomycetes, Eurotiales, Aspergillaceae.